Molecule: messenger RNA, 1859 nt
Organism: Medicago truncatula (barrel medic)
Lineage: Eukaryota; Viridiplantae; Streptophyta; Magnoliopsida; Fabales; Fabaceae
Exons: 1
Coding region: 167-1636 (489 amino acids)
Source: RefSeq, a predicted model, not a curated record
ACUCCCACCUUCUUUUCUCAUCCCACCUCACUCUACACUUGCCAAUUCAAGACACAACAACACCAAGAGUGUUGAAUUACAAAAGAGAGAGGGACAAAAACCAAAACCAAAACCAAAUUCAAAACAAAAAAUCACUUUUGCAAUUAAACCCAAAAAAAACCAAACAAUGCCUUCUUCAUCUCCAACCUUGGUCUCAAAAUGUACCAUAACCCCAGACCAAAAAUCCAACAUAGCAAACCUUAAACUCUCUGUUUCAGACCUACCUAUGUUGUCUUGUCACUACAUCCAAAAAGGUUGUCUCUUCACAAAACCUUCAAACAUUCCUUUCCAUAUUUUAAUCCCUCUCCUAAAAAACUCUCUCUCCCGCACUCUCUCCCUCUUUCCACCUCUCGCCGGUCGUUUAACCACCGACUCUGAGGGCUAUGUUUACCUGACUUGCAACGACGCCGGCGUCGAUUUCAUCACUGCAACUUCCACCUCACUUUACAUCACUGACCUCUUAUCAACAACCGAUGUUCAUGAAUCAUUCAAAGAGUUUUUCACUUUUGACCGGAAAGUCAGUUACACCGGUCAUUUCUCUCCGAUCAUGGCCGUUCAAGUAACUGAACUCGCUGACGGAAUUUUUAUCGGCAUCGCCGUUAACCACGCCGUCACUGACGGUACUUCCUUCUGGAAUUUCUUCAAUACAUUCGCUCAAAUCUGCAGAGGAGCAAACAAAUGUAUACGAAAUUCACCAAGCUUCCGGAGAAAUUCUGUUUUAAUCUCCGACGCUGUUCUCCGGUUACCGGCAGAAGGUCCUGCUGUGACAUUCAACGCUAAUGCCCCGAUUCGAGAAAGAAUUUUCAGCUUCAGUCGCGAAGCAAUUCAGAAACUGAAAGCAAGAGCUAACAACAAACCGUGUCCGGCAAAGUACAACACUAUUGAAUUGAUGCAGAAACACAUGAACGAUCACUACAACAACAACAACAAAGAAAAUGGGAAAGUGACGACGUUAAUUGAGAACUGGUUUAAGAAUAAUGCUAAACCAGUUAACGGGACAGAAGUUGCUGAAACAGAUACAGAAACGGUUGAGAUUUCAUCGUUUCAAUCUCUAUCCGCGUUGUUAUGGCGUGCAAUCACGCGCGCUAGGAAAUUUCAUCCAUCCAAAACGACGACGUUUAGAAUGGCGGUUAAUUGUAGACACCGUAUAGAACCGAAGCUAGAAGCGUUUUAUUUUGGAAACGCGAUUCAGAGUGUUCCAACUUAUGCUUCUGCGGGAGAUGUAAUGUCUAGGGAUAUACGGUGGUGUGCGAUGCAGCUGAAUAAAAACGUGAAGGCACAUGAUAAUGGUAUGGUGAGGAGGUUUGUAGAGGAUUGGGAGAAUAAUCCUAGGUGUUUUCCUUUGGGGAAUAGUGAUGGUGGUUCUAUAACUAUGGGUAGUUCUCCUAGGUUUCCGAUGUAUGACAAUGAUUUUGGUUGGGGGAAACCCUUGGUGGUUAGGAGUGGGAAAGCGAAUAAAUUUGACGGUAAGAUUUCGGCGUUUCCAGGGAGAGAUGGAAGUGGGACGGUUGAUUUGGAGGUUGUAUUGGCGCCAGAAACUAUGGCGGCUCUUGAAUUAGAUACCGAGUUUAUGACUUAUGCGACGAGGCAGUUAUAACACGUGUUGUGUUUUGGUGGGUACAACUUAACUACUGAUGGUGUCAUUGUGGUCUUGGUUGGUUCUAAUGUGUGUUGAGUUCUUGAGACUGUGGGGUCUAUUGUGACAUAUUGUUAAUUAAUUUUAGUGUUUUGAUGUGCUUUUGAUUUUAAUUGAGUUGUUGUAAGUUGUUGUUGUUAAUGUAUCAACUUGACAGUUAAUAUCCUCUUUUCUUUUGUUUCAA